GCCAUUCACAACCAAAACACCUUAACUUCCUUGCUAAUCAAGAAACACAAACCAGAGGAAGAAAACAAGAGAAAAAAAACACACAAAGAACACAACCUUUCUAAUUCUCCUUCCUCUCCCCCACCCUUUAAUGCAACAAUGGGGAAUUGUUGCUCCGGACGGGACUCAGAAGAUGGACACACACAAGACAAGGGCCUAACCGAUUCAAACGCUGUUGGUCCAACCGCUGAACCUCCUGUAGCACAAUCCAAACACGCCCCUCCUUCACCACCUCCCGCAACAAAACAAGGCCCUAUAGGACCUGUCUUAGGUCGCCCCAUGGAAGAUGUAAAAUCUUCAUAUUCUCUAGGCAAAGAGCUAGGCCGAGGGCAGUUUGGUGUCACGCACCUCUGCACACAGAAGGCAACAGGUCAGCAGUUCGCUUGCAAGACCAUUGCCAAAAGAAAGCUUGUGAACAAAGAAGACAUAGAGGAUGUAAGAAGGGAAGUGCAGAUAAUGCAUCACAUGACUGGUCAGCCAAACAUUGUGGAGCUUAAAGGAGCUUACGAGGAUAAGCAUUCUGUGCAUUUGGUCAUGGAGCUUUGUGCUGGUGGAGAGUUGUUCGAUAGGAUUAUUGCUAAAGGACAUUACUCUGAGAGAGCAGCUGCUUCUUUGUUGCGAACAAUUGUUCAGAUUAUUCAUACUUGCCAUUCAAUGGGGGUUAUCCACAGAGACUUGAAGCCUGAGAAUUUUCUGUUGCUGAACAAAGAUGAGAACUCUCCUCUCAAAGCCACUGACUUUGGGCUCUCCGUUUUUUACAAGCCAGGAGAGGUGUUUAAAGACAUAGUGGGUAGUGCUUAUUACAUAGCACCAGAGGUUUUGAAAAGAAAGUAUGGACCAGAAGCUGAUAUUUGGAGUAUUGGUGUCAUGUUGUAUAUCCUCUUGUGUGGUGUCCCACCCUUCUGGGCUGAAUCGGAGAAUGGAAUAUUCAACGCCAUCCUAAAGAGUCAUGUUGAUUUCUCAAGUGAUCCAUGGCCAUCCAUCUCACCUCAGGCGAAGGAUCUUGUUAAGAAGAUGCUCAACUCUGAUCCUAAGCAAAGACUAACUGCUGCUCAAGUUCUCAACCAUCCAUGGAUUAAGGAGGAUGGAGAAGCACCAGAUGUUCCUCUUGACAACGCGGUGAUGUCCAGGCUCAAGCAAUUCAAAGCAAUGAACAAUUUCAAGAAAGUUGCGUUACGGGUGAUAGCAGGUUGCUUAUCAGAGGAAGAGAUCAUGGGGUUGAAAGAGAUGUUUAAAGGUAUGGACACUGACAGCAGUGGAACAAUUACACUCGAGGAGCUAAGACAGGGACUAGCUAAGCAAGGUACAAGGCUGUCAGAAUACGAAGUCCAGCAGUUAAUGGAAGCUGCCGAUGCUGAUGGUAAUGGAACAAUAGACUAUGGUGAGUUUAUCGCAGCCACAAUGCAUAUUAACAGACUUGACAGAGAAGAACAUCUCUACUCAGCCUUCCAGCACUUUGACAAAGACAACAGCGGAUAUAUCACAAUGGAAGAGCUGGAGCAAGCCCUCCGGGAAUUUGGGAUGAGUGAUGGCAGAGACAUUAAAGAGAUAAUUUCAGAGGUUGAUGGAGACAAUGAUGGUCGGAUCAACUAUGAUGAGUUUGUGGCAAUGAUGAGAAAAGGAAACCCGGAUCCUAUCCCAAAGAAACGGCGUGAACUUUCAUUUAAAUGACCCAAUUGUUGAAGUAGAGGAAGAGAGAAGAUAGAAAGAGAGCAGAACAAGACAAAAGGCACAUCAAAAGUUGCUAAUCAUUGAACUGGAGGAGAGAUCUUUAAGGGUGGAGAAGGAAAACAAAUUCAUUAAUUGGGGAUUUGGGGGAGGUGUUUGAUUUGUAUGUACAUUUUCUUUCUGGUUGUUUACUACUACAGCUUCUUAAAGGUGCCAUGGGUUUCUCAAUGUACUUAAAACUUCUUUUUCGAUUCUCUUGUAUGUGUUAGUGUUAUUUGUUCUUUACUUCCUA
Molecule: messenger RNA, 1999 nt
Organism: Brassica oleracea var. oleracea
Lineage: Eukaryota; Viridiplantae; Streptophyta; Magnoliopsida; Brassicales; Brassicaceae
Product: calcium-dependent protein kinase 17-like
Exons: 6
Coding region: 139-1710 (523 amino acids)
Biological process (GO): intracellular signal transduction; peptidyl-serine phosphorylation; protein autophosphorylation
Cellular component (GO): cytoplasm; nucleus
Molecular function (GO): ATP binding; calcium ion binding; calmodulin binding
Source: RefSeq, a predicted model, not a curated record